CAGCACCAUUUUUUUUCCAUAAGCACUAGGUGCUCCUCCAAAUGCAAACUUGGACUGCCCAAAAUCUUUGCUAUUGUGUUUUGACGGCACUUCUACGUACGGCUUUGUAUUUGAGUCGCGAACGCAGCGGUUUGUAUCUAAGUACAAGUAUAGAAAAAGAAAUUGCGCCACCAUAAGCAUAAUUCAACGACUUCGGUUUCGUAUUGCAAACUUUUUUUCGGUAGCUCUCGAGGCAGCGAAGCUAAGCUCGUGUCGGAAGCAGAGAGUUAGUAUCAAAGCGAAGAAUCGAACCCUGUGUUGAAUUGGUCUUGCGCGAGCAGUAGACGAGAGAUGCAAAAAGGUGCUUUCGGUUUUUUUCGUUUUCUUUCACACCACGGACGUAGAUCGUGUAGCUUGGUUGCAUGAAAAAGUAUAAUAUUCUCCAAAUUUUUCUCCAAACACUGACAGUGCCUCUAGUGUACAGACCAAGCUUGUUCAGCGUUUUUCGCCCGGGGUAACCCCUCGAAUUAUAUAUACCAGCCUCCUAGACAUUGACAGCUAGUAGUUAUUUAGAAGUAGAAUCAAGUGAUUCGUAGUAAUAUCCGGCGCAACCACGACUACCACUACCAGGCGGUUGUUUAUGAGCUACGAGCACGUCAUCUACAACUACAUCUUCAGUAUACUUCCCAUCGCACUACUUCAACAAUUUGCGAAGGGUUUUUUUGCCGUUUGAGUUCAAGAGACGCAUUUAGCAGCUGUAUCAAUUGUCAGUCUUGGCCCUCUUGUUCAUGUUCCACUCAAAAAUACCGAAACUCGGAGCCUAAAUUCAACAACUCUGAUGCAAGUUGGUGAUUUUGGGGUUCUGAAUUGGCAAUUAUUAAAAGCCUACCCUAGAAGCCUAUAAUUUUCAAUUUUGAUACUUGUUCGAUCAAUGAAUACUCUCUACCCCUCUUUCAUCUCCCGCGAUUUUUUACAUGACGGCUGAUUUGGAAAUACUUUUUUACUUCUCCGGCAUACAAACUUGACUACUAUCUAAAACUAAUCCCCGUGGAUGGUCCUCCCGACCACAGAGCUUAAAUAAAACCCCCUGAUAUUAAAUCUAUUCGCCUCGCACCAUGGGGGGCGGCCUCUCGAACAAUCGGGAGGAAGACCAAAAUCGGGCGGUCCCGACCUCCCCCAGUUCCCGCCGCUCGCGUCGUGGUAGCAACCAGCACCGAGCAGCGGCGCACCACGCGCUGCAGCAGGUCGUCCGGUUCGGCGGGGGCCCGCCGAGUCCAAACCGCCAGCGGGGGACGCACUGGUGUCACGAGUGCAACCAGGCGGUAAAUCUGAAUGAGCAGGGACUGUGCAACAGCUGCGGCGGUGGGUUCGUGGAGGAGGGAACCAUGUUGUUGCAGGAAACCCCACCGAUGCCACUACUCAACGCCCUCCAGGCGGUCCACCAUCUGGCGCAAAUGCAGCGCGGACAGGCGGCAGGAAAUAGUACUAACGCAGCGGCGGGGGACGAGGAGGAAGAGGGAGGGAACAGCCUGGGGGGAAGGUGAGUAAGUACCUAUAGUAGAAGUCGGUUACGAUCUUCAAAAAUUUUGAGCUUUUUGAUCAAGGGAGGACUACUACAAGCUUGCAUUUUUAAGUAGUGGCAAGUACAAAUUGAAGCUGGUCAUGCGCAGUAGAAAACAAUACACAAUUUUUGUCCGCAACAUCAUGCGCAAACCGAAACCACACGACAACUAUCAACUAUCAGGCGCGGCCAUCCGCGGAUCCAGGUGGGCGAGAUGCGAAUCGAGGUUUUGCUCCGGGAACUACAAAACCACCUGCGCGCCGCCGAGUCGAUGCGCACGGCCAUGCGGGAUUUGUUGGAGGAGGAAGAUGUUGUUGCCACAACCGCGUACGGCAACAAUAGCGGCACACCCUCAAACAUCGAUCCUUUGAAAGCAACGCAGUGGGACAGUAUCGAAACUAGGCUAGUGUCAACGCAGGCAGAGUGCGAUGCGUUCUUGAAGGGGAGCGCGGCUACGGUAUUUGUUGAUGUUGUCGUGCUGUCGAGCAUAUUUUGUAUACCUUUUCGCAUCUUCAUGGGUAUAAAUAUGUACUUCUAGAACUAGGACGACAGAGCCUUUUUGUCUUGAGUGCUAGACGUAAUGAUUUUGAAGCAAGUAUGAGGUCUGAAUAUGAUGAUGAUGAUGAUGAUGAAUGUGAUCUAAAUAUUAAAUCCGCAGGAUUCCCUCGACGACGGGCACACAUGCGCGAUCUGUUGCGGCGAGCUCUUCGAAGACGGGGAGCCGGUUAUCAAAGUGAAAAAAGCCCCCUCCCCAUAUCAAAACGGAAAUCAGUGAUGCAGAUUUGCAGUCACAGAUCAGCUUUGUCAUGCUAGAAGGGAAAAGAUGCGGACUGUAGUGCUGGGUGGCGUGGGGAAGCCUUGCAUCUUCAGCAUGACAGGAAGCAACUGGAAGUGGGAAACAGCAUGACAAAUUGCCUGCAAACGAGGCCACAACUGCGGCUCUUCGCCUUCUAGCAUUACAAGUCGAUUUGUGUACUCAAAUACAGCGUCACAAAUUUCGUUUUCGAUAUGGGGUGGGGGGCUUUUUCCAUUUGAUACCGGUGACGCUCUGCAAGCUCCCCCGGUGCCAGCACGUUUUUCACAAGGACUGCUGCGCGGAGUGGUUCCAACGUGCGAGUUCGUGCCCAAUUUGCAGAAGCGACUUGAACGUGGUGAGUACACCUGGGGAGCAGAAUGCAAACAAUACAGAAAAUGACACGCCAAAUAAAAACUGUGUCGAAAACGAAAUGGCCCAGCGUGCGAGCAGCAGGCAAAACUCCGGUACAUCAUCGGGAGAGAACAAUUAUAGCAGUAGCAAUAGCGCACCAGCAGGUGCUGGAUCACUUACCGGAGGAGCGCCGUCGAGACCUUCAACAACUAGCACAACGUUGAUUAACAGUAGCAGUCCGCUCCCCACGACAGCUGCAAUAAGCCGACAAGCAGUUGUACCCUCUGUCCCACUACCGCCGCCGCUGUUUGGGCAGCUGCCGGCGACCCCGUCCUCCUCCUCUGCGGUGAAUGAUACCAGUGGCGGUGGAGCCGGGCCUAUCGUGAGGAAAAAUCCACGUCCCACCUCAUAGUACCCAAAAGGAAAAUGUGUGAUGCAGAUUUGUCAUCACAUUCUUGCAAGAAGUCCAGUACGGAGGUGCGCCCCGCAUUGCGGAGGCGUUUGCCAUGCCGUUGGGAAGCUUAUAGGGCAGGUGUUUAUUUGACCUGUACGUUGUUAAACAGGCUGAGAAUUAUGAUGUGACUACAGUUCCUUACCGCAAGACAGACCGUAUCUGUGUACGCAAAUCGAUCCUCCAGCGUCGGAAAUUUUGUUUGGGAUACGGGGAGGGGGGACAUGUUUCAUCUUGAUAGGGACGUCUGCCUCGCCGAAGGGUUUGACACUGCCAACGAGGCCAGUGCUGCGGCCGAUUGGAACUACAACGGGGGGGAGUAGCAGCGGCGAUGUCUUCGUUGGUGUGACGAGUACAAGUACGGCGCGCCCGGUGCCGGAAGAGGAUUAGUUACUUGAAAGCUACAAAGUAGUGAGUUGGUCGUUUUCCAGCACCUCGCAACUGGCUACCGUGCGCUUCUUUCUCGCAACCCGAACUUUUUUGCUUCCAUGAGGCCGUGCAGCACCAGCGUUUGAUUAUUUACUUAUUGUUUCUGUGCUGCAGCAGGAGCAGCGCCAGCAGUAGGCAGACACAUAGUUUUAACGUUGUUUCUUUGUCUUUGUCGUGGCAACAUCGCCAAUAUAGAAAGAAUGCUUUUUUGAAGAAUACAGUGCGGCGUUGCUACAAGAAGAAUAGUUUCUCUUGCAAGAUCAUCUUCAGGGAGAUUAAUUGUGGCAGAGUUGGAUUCACGGUGGUAGUCUACCAUCUUGAAGGUGAAGUCGCGAGGUCCUGAUCAGGAGAAAAUAUUUCAAAAAUGUACAUCUUUGACAAAGUCUUUUUCUACGAAGAAGUCAAGCAACAU
Amoebophrya sp. A120 is the source of this 3979-nucleotide messenger RNA. The record is from the annotation of a GenBank genome assembly. Lineage: Eukaryota; Dinophyceae; Syndiniales; Amoebophryaceae.